UCCUUAUAUUUAUUUAUUUAUAAUCAGAAUCAGAACACCUGAAAUAUUUGUUCUGUUCUUCUCUGAAAAAUUACAAUAAACACUUGCCUCUCUGUACCGCUAGCGGUCCUUCAGUAAACUUCCCUGGAUUUGAGAUUUGCAGUAGAAGCAGAAGAGCUACUGCCAGUUGAUCACAACUACAAUGGUGUCUACCGAUCUUGUUGGCUUCGUUGGCUUAGAUAGUCUAAGCUUAGAAUUAGCAUCAUCACUCAUUCGAUCGGGAUUUCGUGUCCAGGCCUUUGAGGUAUUCGGGUCUCUGAUGGAAGACUUUUCGAAUCUUGGUGGAGCUAAAUGUGCCAGCCUGAUGAAUGCAGCAAAAGAUGCUGCAGCUAUCAUUAUAUUGAUCUCACAUGCAGACCAAAUAAAUGACAUAUUCUUUAGGGAGGAGGGUGUUCUGAAAGGAUUGCACGAAGAUGCUGUCAUUAUCCUUCACUCUACUAUAUCACCAGCAUAUAUUCAGAAUCUAGAGAAACGUCUCACAGAGGAUAGCGAAACAGCUUUUCUAGUAGAUGCAUAUGUCUCUAGGGGAAUGUCCGAGGAUCUAAAUGGGAAAAUAAUGAUUACUUCUGCUGGAAGGUCGGAGGCAAUUGCAAGAGCACGCCCUGUUCUUUCUGCAAUGUGUGAGAAGCUUUAUAUUUUUGAAGGUGAUGCUGGAGCUGGAAGUAAAGUGAAAAUGGUAAAUGAGCUGCUUGAAGGCAUUCAUCUUGUUGCUGCGACAGAAGCCAUAUUUCUUGGUGUUCAAGCUGGGAUUCAUCCAUGGAUACUUUACAACAUCAUUUCCAAUGCUGCUGGAAAUUCUUGGGUUUUCAAGAAUAAUGUUCCCAAAAUGUUGAGGGGUGAUCCUACCAAACAACAUGUUCUGAAUGCUUUUGUUCGGAAUUUGGGGCUUGUUUUGGAUAUUGGCAAGUCACUGAAAUUUCCACUUCCACUUUUAGCAGUAGCUCAUCAACAGCUUAUUUAUGGUUGUUCAAAUAAACGUUUAGAUGAUGAUGAUGCUGGACUAGUCAAGGUUUGGGAAACGGUACUUGAAGUGAGUAUUACAGAUGCAUCUAAUGCAGAAUCCUACAUCCCCGAGCAGUUAGCAGAUGAAGUUACUGCCACAUCAGAUUCUGUAAAGCGAAUUGGUUUCAUUGGUCUCGGAGCAAUGGGAUUUGGGAUGGCCACUCAACUUCUAAAAUCAAAUUUCUGUGUUCUUGGUUUUGAUGUGUAUAAGCCAACACUAUCUCGGUUUGCAGAUGCAAGUGGCUUGAUUGGGAGCUCUCCUGCAGAAGUAUCUAAGGAUGUAGACGUGCUUAUGGUUAUGGUUACAAAUGAAGCUCAAGUUGAAAGUGUUUUAUAUGGAGAUCUUGGUGCAGUGUCAGCCCUUCCAGCUGGAGCAUCCAUUAUUCUUUCAUCAACAGUGUCACCUGGAUUUGUGAUCCAACUAGAGCGAAGGUUACAAAAUGAACACAAGUAUUUGAAGUUGGUGGAUGCUCCUGUUUCCGGUGGUGUAGUGAAGGCCUCAAUAGGAGCACUUACGAUAAUGGCUUCAGGUUCAGAUGAAUCUCUUAAGCAUACUGGUUCUGUUCUGUCAGCCCUAAGUGAGAAGCUCUAUAUUAUUAAGGGGGGUUGUGGAGCUGGAAGUUCUGUAAAGAUGGUCAAUCAACUCCUUGCUGGAGUUCAUAUAGCAUCAGCAGCUGAGGCAAUGGCAUUUGGUGCUCGAUUGGGUCUUAAUACCAGAACCUUGUUUGAGUUCAUCAAAAAUAGUGGAGGAACAUCCUGGAUGUAUGAGAAUCGUGUGCCCCACAUGUUGGACAAUGAUUAUACUCCACAUUCAGCUCUUGAUAUCUUUGUAAAGGAUCUGGGAAUUGUUACCCAAGAGUGCUCAACACGUAAAAUUCCACUUCUGAUUUCUACUGUCGCUCACCAACUGUUUCUAUCAGGUUCUGCCGCUGGCUGGGGCCGGGUUGAUGAUUCCGGAGUAGUGAAGGUGUAUGAGACACUGGCGGGGGUUAAAGUUGAAGGGAAACUUCCAGUCCUUAACAAAGAUAUUGUUUUGAGAUCUAUUCCAACUGAGUGGCCAACUGAUCCCAUCGAAGAUAUCUGCAGACUGGAUCAGAAUGCUUCAAAGACUUUGGUUGUUCUGGAUGAUGACCCAACUGGAACUCAAACUGUUCAUGACAUUGAAGUCCUAACAGAAUGGAGUGUCGAAUCACUUGUUGAACAGUUUGAAAGAAAACCUAAAUGCUUUUUUAUCUUGACUAAUUCCAGAUCACUGAGUUCAGACAAGGCUGUUGCAUUGAUAAAAGAUAUCUGUGGAAACUUAGAAACUGCAGCUAAAUCAGUUGAGAACAUAGGCUAUACAGUGGUAUUGAGAGGAGAUUCAACACUUCGUGGUCACUUUCCAGAGGAAGCGGAUGCAGCUGUUUCAGUGCUGGGUAGGAUGGAUGCAUGGAUUAUUUGCCCUUUCUUUCUUCAAGGAGGACGCUUUACCAUUGAUGAUGUACACUAUGUGGCAGAUGCUGAUAGGCUUGUUCCUGCAGGAGACACUGAAUUUGCUAAAGAUGCUGCCUUUGGGUAUAGAUCUUCAAACCUCCGUGAGUGGGUUGAGGAGAAAACUAAAGGUCGGGUACCAGCCAGCAGUGUUGCGUCUAUUUCCAUUCACCUAUUGAGAAAAGGGGGACCAAGUGCUGUUUGUGAACAUCUUUGCAGGUUGAACAAGGGUUCAGUAUGUAUAGUUAAUGCAGUCAGUGAAAGAGACAUGGCCGUAUUUGCAGCAGGAAUGAUCCAGGCAGAACUGAAGGGGAAACGUUUUUUAUGCCGCACAGCUGCUAGCUUUGUUUCUGCUCGAAUUGGAAUAAGGCCAAGGGCUCCGAUAUUACCAAAAGAUAUGGGAAUAAGUAAAGCAAGGGAUGGGGGGCUCAUAGUUGUAGGGUCAUAUGUUCCAAAGACCACAAAACAGGUUGAUGAUCUUAAAUCCCAAUUCGGCCAUGUCCUAAGAUGCAUUGAGGUAUCUGUUGAUAAACUUGCCAUUCGGUCAUUGGAGGAGAGGGAGCAGGAGAUCGAUCGGGCAGCUGAAAUGGCUGAUGUUCUCCUUAGAGGCCGUAAAGACACUCUAGUAAUGACAAGUCGAGAGCUCAUUACUGGAAAAUCUGCUUCAGAGAGCCUAGAAAUCAAUUUCAAAGUCAGUUCUGCACUAGUGGAAAUUGUGCGGCGGAUAACUACACGGCCUCGUUACAUUCUUGCCAAGGGUGGCAUUACCUCAUCAGAUCUUGCUACAAUAGCUUUAGAAGCAAAACGUGCCCUGGUAGUUGGGCAGGCUUUAGCUGGUGUACCUUUGUGGCAGCUUGGUCCAGAAAGUAGACAUCCAGGUGUUCCAUACAUUGUAUUCCCAGGCAAUGUUGGUGAUAGGACUGCACUGGCUGAAGUUGUAAAAUGUUGGGCCUGUCCCGUUAGAUUUUCAUCAGCAAAGGAUCUUCUUCUUAAUGCGGAGAUGGGUGGAUAUGCUGUUGGAGCAUUUAAUGUUUACAAUCUGGAAGGAGUUGAGGCUGUUGUUGCUGCUGCAGAGGAAGAAAAGAGUCCUGCCAUUUUACAGAUUCACCCAAGUGCCUUGAAGCAAGGAGGAACUCCCUUGGUUGCAUGUUGCAUCUCUGCAGCAGAACAAGCUAAUGUUCCAAUAACUGUUCACUUUGAUCAUGGAAGUUCCAAGCAUCAGCUGCUUGAAGCGCUUGAAUUGGGAUUCGACUCAGUUAUGGUAGAUGGUUCACAUCUUCCCUUCAAUGAAAAUAUCUCAUUAACGAAGUACAUAUCACUCUUGGCUCACUCAAAGAGCAUGCUAGUUGAAGCUGAAUUGGGGAGAUUAUCUGGAACUGAAGAUGACUUGACUGUCGAAGAUUAUGAAGCAAGAUUAACUGAUGUUACUAAGGCUCAAGAAUUCAUUGACAAGACAGGUAUUGAUGCCUUAGCUGUGUGUAUUGGAAACGUUCACGGAACAUACCCAUCAGAUGGCCCAAAUCUGAGACUUGAUUUACUUAAGGAACUGCAUGUUAUGAGUUCACAGAAAGGAGUUAUUUUGGUUCUUCAUGGAGCCUCUGGAUUGCCCAAGGAACUUAUAAAGGAAUGCAUAGAGCUUGGUGUCAGAAAGUUCAACGUAAACACCGAAGUCCGCAAGGCUUAUAUGGAAUCGCUCCGUAGCCCCAGUAAAGACCUCAUCAAUGUUAUGGCAUCUGCGAAGGAAGCAAUGAAGGCCGUGGUGGCAGAGAAGAUGCACCUUUUUGGUUCUGCAGGAAAAGCAUGGUAAGAAUCAUUCAUGUGCCAGAUCGCUGAGCCAUGGAAAUGCUGGGUCAGAAUGCAACUAGAGCAAUGUGCCAUGCUUCUCCUUUUCCAGCCUCAUAUCAAAUAGAUAAAUAGGCCACGCAUCCAAGAAACAAAAGAAGAUGAAACUGCAUCAAGAGUCAGGAGCAAUGUUUAUAAACUGCUUUGUAUGAGGCAUAUGGCAUAUUAUAUUCAUUAAAUUGACUUUCUGUCAUUUCUCUUCCCGUUUCCCCAUUUAACAAAUUGUAACUGUGGUUGCUAUGAUGUGGUUCAUGACAGGUUUAGUACCUAGCCAAAAUUAAGGAAGAGGAAUCAUCUUUGAAACUC
Macadamia integrifolia is the source of this 4659-nucleotide messenger RNA. RefSeq lists its product as uncharacterized. The record is from RefSeq and is a predicted model, not a curated record. The coding region runs from base 182 to 4318 and encodes 1378 amino acids. The transcript has 42 exons. Lineage: Eukaryota; Viridiplantae; Streptophyta; Magnoliopsida; Proteales; Proteaceae. Gene Ontology annotation, molecular function: oxidoreductase activity; zinc ion binding; NADP binding. Gene Ontology annotation, biological process: carbohydrate metabolic process.